Molecule: messenger RNA, 1188 nt
Organism: Penaeus vannamei (Pacific white shrimp)
Lineage: Eukaryota; Metazoa; Arthropoda; Malacostraca; Decapoda; Penaeidae
Source: RefSeq, a predicted model, not a curated record
AUGGCCAUAGAGAUGGGCGCAUGGGACGGGCCGAGAGACGGGCCACAUGGGCCAUGGACGGGACCGAGAGACGGGCCACAUGGGCCAUGGGACGGACCGAGAGACGGGCCACAUGGGCCAUGGGACGGGCCGAGAGACGGACAUGGGCCACAUGUGGCCAUGGGAUCGGGCCGAGAACGGCACACAUGGGCCAUGGGGGUGAAAAAAACCGGGGGCCGGAGAAGUACGGGCCACAUGGGCCAUGGGACGGGCCGAGCGAGACGGACCACAUGGGCCAUGGGUACUCGGGGCGAGACGACGGACCACAUGGGCCAUGGGACGGGUCAGGGACGGGCCACAUGGGACCAUGGACCGGGCCGGAGACGGGCCACAUGGGCCAUGGGACGGGCCCACAUGGGGCAUGGGACAUGGUGGACGGGCCACAUGGGACAGACGUGCCACAUGGGCCAUGGGACGGGCCACGAACGGGGCGCCCGUGGCGGCCACAUGUGGACGGGCCUUGAGGCGACGGGCCACAUGGGCCAUGGACGGGCCGAGAAGACGGAACAUGGGCCAUGGGACGGCGUCAAGGGACGGCCACAGGGACCAUGGGACGGGCCGGAGAGACCUGGACCACAUGACCAUGGGACGGCCGAGAAACGGCCACUGGGCCCACUGGACGGCCGAGGAAACGGUGCCACAUGGGCCAUGGGAUGGCGCCGAGAGUACGGCCCACAUCGGGCCAUGGGACGGGCCACAUGGGACGGACCACAUGGGGCCCAUGGGGACGGACGAGAACGGCCUACAUGGGCCAUGGGACGGGCGAGGAGAGGAGGACCACAUGGGCCAUGGGACGGGACCGAAGGACGACGGGACGGGCCACAUGGGAGCAGAGACGGGCCCACAUGGCGCCCAUGGGGACGGGCCGAGAGACGGGGCCACGGGGCCAUGGGUAGGGGCGAGAGACGGGCCACAUGGGCCAUGGGACGGGCCACAUGGGCCAUGGGACGGGCGAACCGGACCACAUGCGUGCCAUGGACGGGCCACAUGGGCGGGCCAUGGGGCCGAAGAACGGACCACAUUUGGGCUCCAUGGGACGGUCCGAGAGACGGGCCACAUGGGACGGGCCGAGAGACGGGCCACAUGGGCCAUGGGACGGGCCGAGAGACGGGCCACAUGGGGCCAUGGACGGUGACGCGGCCCACAUGA